AUGACGGCGGCACUUCGAGGACGUCUUUAUUUUGAGUCCAAAAGUGAGUGUUGUAAAACUACGUUAUGGCCGAGGAUGGAGAAGGUAGCAGCCAGUGGCUUCGGAGCUUGAAGAGCCGUCUUAUCGAGAUUUUGAGUGCAGAUCCUGAUCAUGUGUUGCAGCACGCAGACUCGCUCGGCCUACUUACAGAUCAACAGUACAAACAAGUCAAAGCCGUAACAGACCCAAGUGCAAACAUUCGAGACCUACUGGAUAAUGUUAUCCAGAAAGGGGAUGCGUCUUCAAAAAUAUUUCUACAACUGUUGAAGAGAAAUGCUAUGCAAGAAACAUUUCCCAUGUUGGAUUUCCUGUGUAAACUGCCAGAGAUCCACAAUCAAUCUACAGCUGAAAAACAAAGGAAACGAGAGGCUGCUGCAUCAGAGGAUGUUAUACCAGCCAAACAGGCAUCCAAGGGUGCCCCGAGUCUGGUAGAGGAGAAGCAGCUGAUGAAGCUGGCUCGUAACAUUGGGACUUCCUGGAAAGAGAUCGGAAGGCUGGCCCUGGACAUCGCCACUGUGAAGCUGGAGCAGAUCGAGGAGGACCAUCCCAACAGCCACAGAGAGCGCGUGUUCGCCAUGCUGCUGUGCUGGCGAACUAGCCAGAGGCAGGAGGCCACGGCAGCCCGGCUCCAUGCCCUGCUCUGCCAGGACGACUGGGCGCUGCCACCAGACAGUAUCGACUUUCUCCUGGAGCCCAGAUGAGCCCCUUACAGGCUGUGUCCAUCAUGGCUGUGCCUCUGCAGGUUUCCCUGCAGUGUUAGCCUGACUGAUUAUGUCACAGUGGGAACUUUGAUAUCGACUUUAUAUUCUGUAGGCCUAUCUUCGUACUUUGGUUUGAUGUGUCCAAUCAUGUUCUAAAGCUUAGUGAGAUCAUGGGAUCCCUAUAAGUUCACAUCUAAACAACAGCAGGUCCUCACGGGUUUACACAAUACAGGACCAUAAACAAUUCCAAAUCUUCCAAGGGACAGUUGUCACAUUAUUAUCCAACGGUAAUAGUCAACUCCAAUUAUGUUUUAUAUCCUUCUGAAGUGCUUUUUUAUCCAACCGAGAUCAUUUUAUGUGAUUAUUAUUACUAUGUGAUGCCUAAAUGGAAAUCGAUUGUAAUGGAUUGUUGUCCUUUUUCUGCAGUAUGCUGUGUAGCCUAUGUGCCUAUUUCCUGUUAGUCACCAAAUUAUGUAUAAUUGUGAAAUAUGAGGAAUGCAUAGUGUUGCGUUUAUUUAAUUUUUUACUAGAAUUUUAUACUUACUUAGGAAGUCAGGUGGCUGAGCGGUUAGGGAAGCGGGCUAGUAAUCUGAAGGUUGCCAGUUCGAUUCCCGGCUGUGCCAAAUGACGUUGUGUCCUUGGGCAAGGCACUACACCCUACUUGCCUUGGGGGGAAUGUCCCUGUACUUACUGUAAGUCGCUCUGGAUAAGAGCGUCUGAUAAAUGACUAAAUGUAAAUGUACUUUGUAUUCUGCCUUAUAGCGGCUACUGAAAAUU
Molecule: messenger RNA, 1517 nt
Organism: Osmerus eperlanus (European smelt)
Lineage: Eukaryota; Metazoa; Chordata; Actinopteri; Osmeriformes; Osmeridae
Exons: 4
Coding region: 66-740 (224 amino acids)
Biological process (GO): regulation of apoptotic process; signal transduction
Molecular function (GO): protein binding
Source: RefSeq, a predicted model, not a curated record